Molecule: messenger RNA, 606 nt
Organism: Paramecium tetraurelia
Lineage: Eukaryota; Ciliophora; Oligohymenophorea; Peniculida; Parameciidae
Exons: 3
Source: RefSeq, a predicted model, not a curated record
AUGUUUACUAACUUACAUGAUGCUAAUAAUACUAGUAAUUUACUUUUACAUUUUUUUUAUGGCUCAAGGAAAAAGAGUUUUGGAAUUUUACAUGGCAGGUAUAAUAAAUAAAAUAAUGAGGGUGAAUUCAUCUUCAAAAAGGAGAAUACUUAACUCUUGAUUUUGUCUACAAUCAUAACAUUCAUUUCUUUCUUCACUCUUACCAUAUUGUUUCUCUCUUCAUAAAACACGAAACUUUACAAAUCGUACUUUGAUGAAUCAAACACUUCAUACAUGGUGUUAUUUAUGUCAUUAUUCGUUAUUGGUUUAGGAAUAUUGGAGGAGUAUUAUUGGAGAAAUUUUCUGAUCAAAACACUUCCCUCUGGGUGGAUGGCAGCAUUAUUUGUUGGUUUACAUUUUGCAUUCCUUGUAAUGAUGAUAUCAAGUCCAAUAGUAGAAUGGCAAUUUUGUGUUUUAUUGGGAGUGAUAUCAGUGGUUUGGCAUAUGGCUAUGGUCUAUGCGAGAAAGUUACUUAAAUUUUCAUCGGUUUUGGUGUAUGGAAUUGCUGCAAGAUUUGGCAUCUACACUGCAUUUUAUAUAUUAUUUUUGAACAUUAAAUUGGGUUGA